GGAAUAAUGCAUGUCGCGAGUCGAAGGAAGAGAUUUGGGGUGUGUGUGCUGCUUGUGCUCGUGGAUAUAUGCUGGGAAACGGUGUGCGGGCAGCUCUCCUAUUCCGUGUUAGAGGAGGUGAACACUGGGACUGCGGUCGGAAACCUCGCUAAGGAUCUCAACCUCAGUGUCCAGGAUUUGGAGUCCCGCAUGUUUAGGAUCGUAUCCGGGCCGAAGAAAACCUACUUCGGGGUCAACCUUAACACGGGCGCCCUUUACGUCAGCGACAGAAUAGACAGAGAGGAGCUGUGCGCAAAGGCGCCGAAAUGCACUGUUAACGUGGAGGCUGUCAUAAACGAGCCCCUUAAACUCUACCGUAUCGAAAUAAGCAUCGUAGACGUUAAUGAUAAUUUCCCGUCUUUUAUCGCGAAGUCGCAAAACAUAGACGUCGCUGAGAGCACGCUACCCGGCGUGAGGUUUCCUCUACUGCAGGCGUAUGACGCAGACGUGGGGAGAAAUGGUGUCAACACGUACAAGCUCAGCUCUAAUGAGCAUCUCUCGUUAGCGGUAAGUAAAGCAGGGGACAGCGUAUCCACCGAGUUAGUGUUACAGAAAGCCCUCGACCGGGAAAAAGAGCAGUUAAUAACGCUUACCCUAACAGCUGUUGACGGGGGGACUCCGCCGAAGUCCGGCACGUCAGACAUAAUAAUCCACGUUUUAGACAUUAACGAUAACACCCCGGUGUUUGAAAAGUCGCUGUUCAAAGCUCGCGUACUUGAAAACGUGGCCAUCGGAACGACUCUGUUAACUUUGAACGCGACAGACGCAGACGAAGGGACGAACAGAGAAAUCGCUUAUAGCCUGAGCACGAAGGAGCAGGACGACGUGUUGGAGAUAUUUCACAUCGACGAACAAACAGGCGUCAUAACGGUGAGAGGAGACGUGGACUUCGAGGAACACGCCGCGUUUGAGAUCCGCGCUCAAGCUAGCGACAAAGGCCAGCCUCCCAUGACUGCCCAUUGCAAAGUGCUGGUGGAAGUGGUGGACCUAAAUGACAACGCGCCCGAGAUAACGGUGACGUCGCUACUGAGAGACGUGAAAGAGGACGCUAGAGUAGGCACUGUAGUCGCGCUUGUGUCGGUAAGCGAUAAGGACGGAGGUAAAAAUGGCGAGACACGUUGUGAGGUGAGAAACGAGGUCCCGUUUAAAUUGGAAACAAACUACAAAAAUUAUUACUCGCUGGUGGUUAAUGGGCCCCUAGACAGAGAGGUGAAUUCUCAAUACAACGUCACCGUUACUGCUACCGAUGAAGGAAACCCUCCUCUCGCGCACGCUACCGUGAUUCUCGUGCACAUUAAUGACGUCAAUGACAAUGCGCCUCGCUUCUCAGAAGGCGAAUUUAAUGUUUAUUUAAAAGAGAAUAGUCCGGUGGGAGCGAUUAUCAAAACCGUAUGUGCAGUUGAUUCUGACAUUGAGCAAAAUGGCCAGGUGAGCUAUUCAUUUUUAGACAGUAAUAAAAAAGUAUUGCCGCUUUCCACGAUGAUAAACAUCAACUCAGAGACAGGAGAUAUAGUCAGCCUGCAGUCUUUCAACUAUGAGGAGAUGAAAACGUUCCAGUUUAAAGUUCAGGCCACAGACUCUGGUGCUCCUCCACUCAGCAGUAAUGUGACUGUGAACGUGUUUAUCCUGGAUGAGAAUGACAACAGUCCCGGGAUUCUCGCUCCCUAUUCUGAACACGGCUCCGUUAACAGUGAGAACGUCCCCUAUUCUGCUGAAGCGGGUUACUUUGUGGCCAAGAUCAGGGCUGUAGACGCAGACUCUGGAUAUAAUGCUCUGCUUUCUUAUCACAUCUCUGAGCCCAAGGGGAACAACCUGUUCCGAAUCGGAACCAGCACCGGGGAAAUCCGGACUAAAAGGCGAAUGAGUGACAAUGACCUGAAAACGCACCCGUUGGUGGUGUUGGUUUCUGAUAACGGAGAGCCCUCCCUGUCAGCUACUGUGUCUAUUGAUGUGGUGGUGGUUGAAAGCACAGGUGACAUGCAGACUCCGUUCAGACACGUACCCAUAAAGGAGGAGAGCUUCUCUGAUCUAAACUUGUAUUUGCUGAUCUCCAUCGUGUCAGUGUCAGUGGUGUUUCUACUGAGCCUCAUCAGUUUAAUAGCGGUGAAAUGCCACAGGACAGACGGCAGUUUCAGCAGGUACAGCGCCCCAAUGAUCACCAGCCACCCUGACGGGAGCUGGUCUUACUCUAAAGCUACUCAGCAGUAUGACGUGUGUUUCAGCUCAGACACGCUGAAGAGUGACGUAGUAGUUUUCCCUGCGCCGUUUCCGCCUGUUGAUGCGGAGCUGAUCAGUAUUAAUGGAGGAGACACUUUUAACAGGACUCAGACUUUACCCACCAAAGACAAGAGGCUCGAUGCCCCUCCUUAA
Molecule: messenger RNA, 2409 nt
Organism: Lampris incognitus (smalleye Pacific opah)
Lineage: Eukaryota; Metazoa; Chordata; Actinopteri; Lampriformes; Lampridae
Product: protocadherin alpha-3-like
Exons: 2
Coding region: 7-2409 (800 amino acids)
Biological process (GO): homophilic cell-cell adhesion
Cellular component (GO): plasma membrane
Molecular function (GO): calcium ion binding
Source: RefSeq, a predicted model, not a curated record